Panicum hallii is the source of this 2068-nucleotide messenger RNA. RefSeq names its product glucose-1-phosphate adenylyltransferase large subunit 4, chloroplastic/amyloplastic-like. The record is from RefSeq and is a predicted model, not a curated record. Lineage: Eukaryota; Viridiplantae; Streptophyta; Magnoliopsida; Poales; Poaceae. The transcript has 16 exons. The coding region runs from base 91 to 1641 and encodes 516 amino acids. Gene Ontology annotation, molecular function: glucose-1-phosphate adenylyltransferase activity. Gene Ontology annotation, biological process: glycogen biosynthetic process.
GCGCCACCUCGCGUCCUCGCCGUCGCAGUCUCGUCCCCCACCCCCCCCCCCGGGCGCCUCCCGCACGCGCACCGCGGCGCCACGGCCGAGAUGGCGUCCCCAGCGGCGGCGCCGCUCGCGGGCGCGGCCUUCCUCCCCGCGCCGCCUCGCCCCGCGCGCCGCGCCUCCACCGCGGCCCCGCGCCGCGCCCGCGCGUCGUCGGUGUCCGCCGCCGCGGCCGCGGCCGCCAGCUGCGUCCUCGCCGACGCCCCCCGGGGGAUCAAGAUGGAGCAGGCGGAAGACGCCCAGGCGGCUGCCGCCGCGGCGGCGGCGCGGAGGGACGUCAGCCCGGACACCGUGGCCUCCAUCAUCCUCGGCGGCGGCGCCGGCACGCGCCUCUUCCCGCUCACGCAGACCAGGGCCAAGCCCGCGGUGCCCGUUGGGGGAUGCUACAGGCUGAUCGAUAUCCCGAUGAGCAACUGCAUAAACAGCAAGAUAAACAAGAUCUACGUCCUCACCCAGUUCAACUCCCAGUCUCUCAACCGCCACAUCGCGCGGACAUACAACUUUGGCGAGGGGGUUGGGUUCAGUGGUGGGUCCGUGGAGGUGCUGGCAGCUACCCAGACAGCUGGAGAAUCCGGAAAGAAAUGGUUCCAGGGAACAGCUGAUGCUGUCAGGCAGUUCCUCUGGCUUUUUGAGGAUGCAAGGCUGAAAUGUAUAGAAAACAUACUGAUUCUGUCUGGCGAUCAUCUGUACAGGAUGGACUACAUGGACUUUGUGCAGAAGCAUGUCGACUCCGGUGCUGAUAUUUCAGUUGCUUGUGUUCCUAUGGAUGAGAGUCGAGCUUCUGAUUUGGGAUUGGUGAAGGCUGACAGGAACGGUCGCAUUACUGAUUUUCUUGAAAAGCCCAAGGGUGAAAGUUUGAAAUCAAUGCAAGUGGAUAUGAGCUUGUUUGGGUUAUCCCCAGAGCUUGCAGAUAAAUACAAAUACAUGGCUUCAAUGGGAAUAUAUGUAUUCAAGGCAGAUGUUCUCCGAAAGCUUCUGAAAGGCCAUUAUCCUACAGCUAAUGAUUUUGGCUCAGAAGUUAUUCCAAUGGCUGCAAAAGACUAUGAUGUGCAGGCUUAUUUGUUCAAUGGUUACUGGGAAGAUAUUGGAACAAUAAAGUCUUUCUUUGAAGCAAACCUUGCUCUCACUGAUCAGUCUCCCAACUUCUAUUUUUACGAUCCUGUGAAGCCCAUUUUCACAUCUCCUAGAUUUUUACCUCCAACCAGGGUAGAAGAUUGCAAAGUUUUGAACUCUAUAGUUUCACAUGGCUGCUUUCUAACAGAGUGCAGUGUUGAGCACUCUGUCAUUGGUAUCCGCUCUAGAUUAGAACCAGGGGUGCAGCUUAAGGACACUAUGAUGAUGGGAGCAGAUUAUUACCAGACUGAAGCAGAGAGAUUUUCUGAACUAUCAGAUGGAAAAGUUCCAGUUGGUGUUGGAGAAAACACUACCAUAAGGAACUGUAUCAUUGACAAAAAUGCACGAAUCGGGAAGAAUGUUGUCAUUAUGAACUCAGAUAAUGUGCAAGAAGCAGACAGGCCAGCGGAAGGAUUUUAUAUUCGUUCUGGGAUAACUGUGGUGCUUAAAAAUGCAGUGAUUCCAGACGGUACAACUAUUUAGAAGAUCGUAGGAACUAUCUGCAGAAUGCCAAUCGCUCAAUGAAGUGUUACCUCUGGAACACGCCAUUGAAGCUCGCAGCAGAGUUUGAUGCCGAUGCAGUGAAUAAAACCUCAACGGCACAAAUGAUCACAAGACGGGUCGGUGCAGCUAAGAACCGUGGAUGGAGGCACAGAGCUCCUGCAGCUGCGACACACCAGCAGUCCGGCAGUAUGGCCAGACCAUGAGACAGUUGCAGGUUCUUUCAUAAGCUUCAGCUAGUGCUGGCGCAUCACAGCGCCAACUUUGUUUUUUUUGAAGUAUAAUUUACGUAAGUAAUUGUACAUGUAGAGGCAGAGAUAGCUACAGCGCGAGUGGGAACAUGGUAUAGUGCAUUAUAUAAGGAACAUAGUAGCAAAUAAAGGGCGUUUCUGUCCCCUUUUCUUUAAUU